AUGGCCUCCUCCAAGUCAUUCGCCUUCUCCGCCGCCGCAAUCAACGGCCGGAGAUUCCCCACCGCCUCUCCCAACCCCCGGCCCCAGCUCCGGAUCUCCGCCGCCGCUACCGGAGUCACCAGCCGCGCCGCGCCGCCGCAGGCGGAGGCGUCCUUCUACGAAGUCCUGGGGAUCCGCGCGGGCGCCACGUGCCAGGAGAUCAAGUCCGCGUACCGGAGCCUGGCGCGGGUCCUGCACCCGGACGCCGCCGCAGGCGGCGGCGCUCAGCCGUCGGCGGACGAAUUCAUGCGCGUGCACGCGGCGCGGACCUGGGAGACCGACCAGUGCUGGUAG
Messenger RNA from Striga hermonthica, 333 nucleotides. The record is from the annotation of a GenBank genome assembly. Lineage: Eukaryota; Viridiplantae; Streptophyta; Magnoliopsida; Lamiales; Orobanchaceae.